AUGGCUGCUACUAACAAAGUAUUCGUCGCUAUCAUAGGCGCUGGAGGGGUUGGCAAAUGCUUCCUCUCACAAUUCCAAGCUCUAUCGAAAAGACGACCUACGCCCAAGUUGAGCCUCUCGUAUAUCUCAACUAGCAAAAAAGCCCUCUUCCAUGCCGACUAUUCUUCUAUCGAAAUCGACAGCGCCAUUACGGAGCUCGCCGCGUCAACCAAAGCUCCAUUGAGCUUGCCGCAGGUAGCCGACUACCUGGCCGCGGCGCCUUCAAAGGUUAUCCUCGUGGACAACACCAGCUCCCAAGAUGUUGCGGAUAACUACCCUCUUUUCCUGAGCCGCGGAAUCAGCAUCGUUACCCCCAACAAGAAGGCCUUUUCAGGUUCAUAUAAGCUAUGGCAAGAUAUCUUUACAGCUGCUGCUACUUCUGGAGCCAAGGUGUACCAUGAAUCUUCCGUCGGAGCAGGUCUUCCGGUUAUCUCGACACUGAAAGACCUAGUGGACACUGGCGAUGAGGUGACCAAGAUCGAGGGUGUAUUCAGUGGCACCAUGUCUUUCCUUUUCAACUCGUUUGCCCCCGUCGAGGGUUCUGGUGGCCAAUGGUCCGACGAAGUCAAGAAGGCAAAAGAAUUGGGCUAUACGGAACCGGACCCUCGUGAUGACUUGAACGGUCUCGAUGUUGCUAGGAAGCUAACGAUCCUUGCGCGACUAGCUGGCCUUCCCGUUGAGUCGCCAACUGCCUUCCCCGUGCAAAGCUUGAUUCCGAAGGAGUUGGAGUCUGUCGCGAGUGGUGACGAGUUCUUACAGAGGCUGAAUGAGUUCGAUUCUCGAAUGGGAGAAACGAAGCUUGAGGCAGAGAAGCAAGGUAAGGUGGUAAGAUUUGUGGGCAGCAUCGAUGUGGCUUCGAAGGCCGUUAAAGUCGGACUCGAAAUGUUCGACAAAUCGCACCCGAUCGCGGGUCUUAAGGGAAGCGACAACAUUAUUAGUUUCUACACUAAACGAUACGGAGCAAAUCCAUUAAUUAUCCAAGGCGCCGGCGCUGGAGGAGAAGUUACGGCGAUGGGUGUCACCAGCGACUUGCUCAAAGUACUGUCUCAAAUCUCGUAG
This is a messenger RNA of Annulohypoxylon maeteangense, 1098 nucleotides long. Its product is annotated as homoserine dehydrogenase-domain-containing protein. The record is from RefSeq and is a predicted model, not a curated record. The transcript is spliced from 2 exons. Lineage: Eukaryota; Fungi; Ascomycota; Sordariomycetes; Xylariales; Hypoxylaceae. Gene Ontology annotation, biological process: aspartate family amino acid biosynthetic process; L-homoserine biosynthetic process. Bases 1 to 1098 code for a protein of 365 amino acids. Gene Ontology annotation, molecular function: aspartate kinase activity; NADP binding; homoserine dehydrogenase activity.